GCCGAGGCUUGGGGAGUCUGCGGUGGGACGGUGGGGCCGGGAGCCCCUGUCGCGCUCCAGCGGUGCCGGUCGGCCUUGGCCCGCUGCGAAAAAUGGAAAUGGCCACUCCCCCGACAUCCAAGUGCAUUAUAUACUGGAAAAGAAAAGUCAAGUCCGAAUAUAUGCGUCUCCGGCAGCUGAAGAGGUUUCAGGCCAACAUGGGAGCGAAGGCUCUGUUUGUGGCAAACUUUGUGAAGGUUCAUGAAAAGACUCAGAUUCUGAAUGAAGACUGGAAGAAGCUCCGAGUGCAGCCAGUGCAGAUGAUGAAGCCAGUCAGCGGGCAUCCCUUCCUCAAACAGUGUACUGUUGAGAGCAUCUUCCCGGGAUUUCCAAGCCAAACACUGUACAUGAGGACCCUGAACACGGUGGCACUGGUGCCUAUUAUGUACUCCUGGUCCCCUCUUCAGCAGAAUUUCAUGGUGGAGGAUGAAACUGUUCUGUGCAAUAUCCCUUACAUGGGAGAUGAGGUGAAGGAAGAAGAUGAAACUUUCAUUGAAGAGCUUAUUAAUAACUAUGAUGGGAAGGUUCAUGGAGAGGAAGAAAUGAUUCCAGGAUCAGUCCUCAUCAGUGAUGCCGUGUUCCUGGAGCUAGUGAACGCCCUUAAUCAGUACUCGGAUGAGGAAGAGGAAGGACACAACGAUUCUGAGGCUAAACAGGAGGAUGGGAAGGAGGAGCUGCCAGUCACGAGGAAAAGAAAACGCAUUGCAGCGGAAGGUAACAAGAAGUGUUCAAAGAAGCGGUUCCCAAAUGACAUGAUAUUCACUGCUAUUUCUUCUAUGUUUCCUGAAUACGGCUUCCCAGAGGAUAUGAAAGAGAGGUACCGGGAGCUCACAGAGGUGUCCGACCCCAACGUGCUGCCGCCUCAGUGCACCCCCAACAUCGACGGGCCGUGCGCCAAGUCGGUGCAGCGGGAGCAGUCCCUGCACUCCUUCCACACCCUCUUCUGCCGGCGCUGCUUCAAAUACGACUGUUUUCUGCAUCCUUUUCAUGCUACUCCUAAUGUGUACAAACGAAAGAACAGAGAGACCAAGAUCGAGCCAGAUCCUUGCGGAGCAGACUGUUUCCUCUGGCUGGAAGGAGCCAAGGAGUUCGCUGCGCUGCACAACCCCAGGUCCAAGUGCUCGGGUCGGCGCCGGCGCCGGCACCACGUGGUGGGUGCCUCCUGCUCCAACACCCCGGCAUCUGCCAUCACCGAGACAAGGGAGGGCGACAGCGACCGCGACACGGGCAAUGAGUGGGCCUCGAGCUCCUCGGAGGCAAACUCCCGCUGCCAGACGCCCACCAAGCAGAAGCUGAGCCCGGCCUCCUCGCAGCUCUUCGCGGUGGAGACACCGCAGGAGCCGGUUGAGUGGACGGGAGCCGAGGAGUCGCUGUUCCGCGUCUUCCACGGCACCUACUUCAACAACUUCUGCUCCAUUGCCAGGCUGCUGGGAACAAAGACGUGCAAGCAGGUCUUUCAGUUUGCAGUGAAGGAAUCGCUCAUAACGAAGCUGCCAACAAACGAAUUAAUGAAUCCAUCCCAGAAGAAGAAAAGGAAGCACAGGCUGUGGGCUGCACACUGCAGGAAAAUCCAGCUGAAGAAAGACAAUUCACCUACUCAGGUGUACAACUACCAGCCCUGCGACCACCCUGAGCAUCCCUGUGACAGCUCCUGCCCUUGCAUCAUGACUCAGAAUUUCUGUGAGAAGUUCUGCCAGUGCAACCCUGACUGUCAGAACCGCUUCCCGGGCUGCCGCUGUAAAACCCAGUGCAACACCAAGCAGUGCCCCUGCUACCUGGCUGUGAGGGAGUGCGACCCCGACCUCUGCCUCACCUGCGGCGCUUCGGAGCACUGGGACUGCAAGGUGGUCUCCUGCAAGAACUGCAGCAUCCAGAGAGGUCUCAAAAAGCACUUGUUGCUGGCACCGUCAGAUGUUGCUGGCUGGGGGACUUUCAUCAAGGAGUCUGUGCAGAAGAAUGAGUUCAUCUCCGAGUACUGUGGUGAGCUGAUUUCCCAGGACGAGGCUGACCGCCGAGGGAAGGUCUAUGACAAGUACAUGUCCAGCUUCCUCUUCAACCUCAACAACGAUUUUGUUGUUGACGCCACCCGCAAAGGAAACAAAAUCCGCUUUGCCAAUCACUCGGUGAACCCCAAUUGCUACGCCAAAGUUGUGAUGGUGAAUGGAGACCACCGGAUAGGGAUCUUUGCCAAGAGAGCCAUCCAGGCAGGAGAGGAGCUCUUUUUUGAUUACAGGUACAGCCAGGCAGAUGCCCUGAAGUACGUUGGCAUAGAGAGGGAGACGGAUAUCAUCUAGGCUCCGUGUGGGGUGCUCCCUGGCACACCUUGCUGCUGCACCUUGUUAGCAAUGCCAUGUUUGCUUCAUGCUGACAUGACUGCUGCUGUUCCCGUUGCUGUGCGUGUCACAAGUGCUACUUCCCAUCCAGACACCCCGAGAGAGAGAGAGAGACUUGGGGCAGGAGCAUCAGCUCUGACAGCCGUAGGCUGGACCUGGCUCUGGAGCCUCGUUCUGUGAGCGAGCUCAGGAGCUGGAGGGAGCCCGUGGACCAAGGCAGCUGGGGCAGGAGCUGUGGUGCAGGAGGAGGGACAGCCACGAAUUCUGGCUCUUUCCAUUUUCUGCUGACUGGUGGAAGAAGAGGAGUGAGGGAGGUACUGCUUGCACUGAGACCUGGGGCUCAGAUGAGCUGGUGCUCCCCUCCAUCCCUGUCCCCUGGGAUGGGCUCUGCUCUUGGGUUCUACCUCUUGCUGCCUGUUUUGUCCUUUUGAGGAGGACAGGGUUGGAAGCCAUUGAGAUGUGGCUGCAGCAGUCCCUGGGCUGCAGGCUGCUGUUGCUAGGUCUCUGUUUCCCUCUCCCCCAGCUGGCCCAGGGACAGGGGCUGCCUGGCCCUGGAUGGUGCCUGGGGCUGGGGAGAGCAGCACUAUGCAAAAAAAAAGGCACUUUGGGGUAGGAACUCCACUUGAGAUGGACAGAGACAGUGUGAGGUGGGUGCUGCUGCAAGGACAAGAGGAGUCCAGAGGCAGCAGGAACCUGUGAGCCUGAGGAAGCUCUUCCAGCCUGUAGGCUUGUGGUUGUCUUGUGGCCCUCCUGGGACUGGUGUGAGGAUGCUUCUGAUGGGCUGGGGCUGCACCCGGAGCAGGGGACAGGUCUCCUCCUCUGGCUCUCAUCCUGACCAUGCAGAGCUGGUUCCUCCCCCCUCCUCUGUCAGGACAAUCCUUUUUGGAGUAGCACAGGCUCUGUGUGAAGUGUCUGGGACUCAGGAGCCAGCAGAAGGCAAGCCUUUUGUUGCACAGCACUUGUUGAAUGUUGCUGUGCUGAGGUUUGAACGGGUCACAGCGGACCCACUGCCUGCAGUGGCCUGGAGGAGGCUCCUCAGAAACCUGCCAUGGGAUUUUGGACACUGUGGUCCUGGGGAUAAAGGGGAAACAUUCCCUGGCGGGAUGAGGUUUGGCCUUAGCACCCCAUGCAAAAAGAAAACGUAAAAAGCACUUUAAACCUUCUCAGCCCUCAGCUGAGUCCCAUGUAUUGGUCUGGGGAUAGAGGGACCACAAAUGUCUCAGAUGGUGGUUUUCCCUCAGCAGAACCUUUGCAGGGAGGUUACUCUGGGCCUGGGCUGGGCCAGUCUGGAUGGGGGGGCCCUCCCUCGAGCAGGACCUUGUGGGGGUGAUGGGGAGGGCAGGGCUGUCUCCAAGGAGCUGUGUGCUCCCAGCCUGGUGCUGGGUGCGCCAGGGGCUACCCCACAGGCAUACAGAGCCCAUCCGAGCCCUGAUGUGGCACUGAGGGGGCCAGAGCAGGCAGAGGGUGAGCAGCAUUUGCUCCAUGGCACUGCCCAGAGGUCAGCAGUGCCAAGGCCUUUGCCCUGCUCUUUUGGGGAUCCACAGGGCUCCCAAGGUUCAGCACAUGGCCCAGCGCAGGUGGAGAAGUGCUGGGUCUGCCCUGGGAGCUGAGCUCUCCCUGGCACAGCCUGGGCCAUGCCUUCCCUCAAGGCAGGUGAGACUGUCCCUCUGUCCCAUCCUGCUGUCCCUGAUGCUCUCCUGGGACUUGGAGGGGUUUGGGUCUGUCUGGAGCAGCGCUUGUACCCCAGCCCCUGCCUGACCCCGCUGCCCCCGCCUCCGUCCUCACCCCAGCCUGCCCUCAGCUCAGUCCUCUGCCACUUUGGCCCUAUCUGCACUAUGCCAGGCUUGUGUCUGUGGUUUGUUGACAGUGAAUAACAAUGCACUUUAAAAAUAAUAUGGCUUGUAGCCUUUGUCAUAAUAAAGUGGUAGCAAACA
Molecule: messenger RNA, 4306 nt
Organism: Colius striatus (speckled mousebird)
Lineage: Eukaryota; Metazoa; Chordata; Aves; Coliiformes; Coliidae
Gene: EZH1
Product: enhancer of zeste 1 polycomb repressive complex 2 subunit
Exons: 20
Coding region: 93-2333 (746 amino acids)
Biological process (GO): chromatin remodeling
Molecular function (GO): protein binding; histone H3K27 methyltransferase activity
Source: RefSeq, a predicted model, not a curated record